Molecule: messenger RNA, 270 nt
Organism: Iphiclides podalirius (scarce swallowtail)
Lineage: Eukaryota; Metazoa; Arthropoda; Insecta; Lepidoptera; Papilionidae
Source: the annotation of a GenBank genome assembly
AUGGAGUUAUCUAAAGUGCUGUACGUCUGGUCUUUCCUUUCUUUACUCGUGCUGCAGUGUGCUCUGGAAGGUUACGGUGAACAGAGCUCGUUUGAACUUCCAGUGCAGUUGGUGGGUUUCCCUUUCAUUAUAAUGGCCGUGAGGGUGACCAACUUCAUCAAGAAACUGUCAUAUGCAUUGAGUCCAGGGGUUGGCACUCAGUUUCGCGUUUUUCUUUUUGUUUUGGACAAGGUUAAAGACUGCGGCGGCACUUUGGAUCCCGUAGAAAAC